Fundulus heteroclitus (mummichog) is the source of this 1366-nucleotide messenger RNA. RefSeq names its product armadillo repeat containing 1, like (gene armc1l). Lineage: Eukaryota; Metazoa; Chordata; Actinopteri; Cyprinodontiformes; Fundulidae. The transcript is spliced from 7 exons. Gene Ontology annotation, molecular function: protein binding; metal ion binding. The record is from RefSeq and is a predicted model, not a curated record. Bases 149 to 964 code for a protein of 271 amino acids.
GCGAAUAUCCAAUAGGAAAGGGCGGCUUACAAACGUUCGGGACAGUUGGACAGCCAAUAGCACGUCGCGAAAGAAGAGCCACCAAAUUUGUAUUUUUCGGCACGAGCUACUUCUUCUAUUUGUUUCAGGUCUGGUGAGUUUUUCAAACAUGAUGGAUGCCCUGUCGGUGGUGUGUCAGCUGCGGGACCUGGCCUCUGAACCGCAGAACCGAGCUGUGAUCGUCCAGGACCAGGGUUGUCUUCCAGGACUGGUUCUCUUUCUGGACCACCAGAAUGCAGAAGUGCUGUUUGCAACCCUGCAGACUCUUCGUUACCUGGCUGAAUUUCCUCCCAAUGUACCCAUUAUGAAGAAUGAGCUGGGUAUGAUGGUGAGCUUGGAAAACCUCAUCAGAAGAGAGGGCCUGUCUCUUGACAUCACAGCUCUGGCUAAAGAGGUUUAUGGCAUUCUGAGAGAGCCCGCUAAUCCAGCACCGCGCACACCAGAGAGGCCGAAAAGAAGGAAGCCCCAGUUCUUCAUCAAUUCCACCAACAAGAAGGCCAAGUCUGUCACACUACACAUCCAGGGCUUGGACAGCACUCAUCAAAGAAGCUUAUGUGAGGAGGCUCUUCUGAAAGUCAAAGGGGUGAUCAGCUUCACUUUUCAAAUGGCCUCUAAGAGAUGUACAGUCCGUAUCCGUUCAGACCUUCCCACCGAGAGUCUGGCAACGGCCAUCGCUUCCACCAACGUGUUGUCGGCUCAGCAGGUGGUGAAAAACGAGGCAGGGGAGGAGGUUUACAUGGCUCUCAACUCAAGUGGCGUUCAGGUGCCACAAAACUCAGCCCUCCCAGACUACCUCCCAGAGGAAGAGGAGAGCCCAGAGACGGAGGUUGACAAAGCCAUUUCCCGCACUGCGGCUAAAGAAGAUUCCACUGGGAGCUGGCUGAGCGCUGCUGCAGGUUUCCUGACAAAAACCUUCUACUGGUGAAGCUCAGACUGUGUCACAAAAGUGUCGGGUGGACUCCUCCCUCUCACUGCAGUGGGCUUUACCUACAAUGAGCCCACGCGAGAGGCUUAAAAUCUCUCACUCAACGAGCAACAACAGAUCAUCGCUAUGUAUAUAAGCAGAUUUGCUGUCUAAAAAUCUUCAAAACUGACGUCUAAACUUGAGCGUAUGUCCCAUUGCUGUUUUCUGUCCAUAUAUUCCAUAUAAAUGUUCCUUCCAACUUCAAUAUUUGCCUUUUCUAGGCAGAAUUUACCUCCUAACAUGUACAAAGGGGGAAGGUUUCUGAUCACUUCUGUCAUUCUUCUAAAUCUUUACAUCUCUCCUGCUGUUUGUAAUUAGUUGAACUGGUUUAUGUUGAAAUAAAUGUACAAAAUAUUAUCUGUA